AUGAACGAACUUAAGCCAGCAACACGCUACACCAGCACCUCUCUUCACGAGGCUGUCAAGCUGCGCCUGGACGAGCCGGGAUCCUUCUCGCAGGGAGUCGUCCCUCACACCAUACCCCAAUUCUUCGCGGAGGUGUGUGAAAAGUAUCCGGAACUGCCCGCCUUGGAGUGGGAAACCCCAGGAGCCGGAGUCGAUGGCUGGACAACUUUGAACUACCGCGGGUAUCAGAAGCAGGUGGAGCAGGCUGCCCUUAUGCUCCUGAGCGUGGGCCUCGAGGAGCGGAGUUCGUUGGGCAUUCUUGCUUUCAAUUGUCCGGAGUGGUUCUUUGCUGAAUUGGGCGCUUUGAGAGCUGGUGCUGUUGUGGCAGGAAUCUAUCCCAGCAACUCGGCAGAGGCCGUAUAUCACGUCCUGGCCACCGGAGAGUCCACCGUAUGUGUGGUGGAUGAUGCCCAGCAAAUGGCCAAGCUGAGAGCUAUCAAGAAGCGUUUGCCACGACUGAAGGCAGUGAUCCAGCUACACGGACCUUUCGGGAACUUUGUUGACCAGGAGCCAGGCUACUUCAGUUGGCAGAAUCUGCAGGAAAGGACCUUUUCCAAAGAGCUCAAGGAGGAGCUAAAGGCCCGUGAAGGUCGAGUGUAUGCCAACGAGUGCGCCAUGCUGAUAUUCACUUCGGGCACUGUGGGCUUUCCGAAGGCUGUGAUGCUCAGCCACGACAAUAUUAUCUUUGAAGGCAAGUCCGCAAAAGCUUUCCUGGAGAAUAUGAUAAUCGGAUCGGAGCGUCUUGUGUCCUAUUUGCCUCUGAGCCAUGUGGCUGCCCAGAUUACUGAUUUGAUGUUUGGUCUAAUCUGUGCCGGAUGCGUGACAUUUGCUGAUAAGGACGCCCUUAAGGGGACCUUGAUAAAGACCUUCCGAAAGGCGAGGCCCACGGCGAUAUUCGGAGUGCCCCGAGUCUUUGAGAAGAUGCAGGAACGACUGGUGGCUGCAGAGGCGAAAGCUAAUCCCCUCUCCAGGCUGCUACUGGCCCUGGCUCGAGCUUCGGUUGCUGAAUAUAGGACUACAUUGAUUGAGGGAAAAACCCCCUCAAUGUCUGAAAGUGUUAAGUAUUGGCUGGCGUCUCGCCUUGUAAAACGAAUUCGUGAGAUUAUUGGCUUGGACCACUGUCGCUAUAUCUUGACGGGCUCGGCUCCCGUUUCCGUUGAGGUGAAGCAGUUUUUCCUGAGCCUCGAUAUGCCUCUGGGCGAGUGCUAUGGGAUGUCGGAGAGCGGAGGUAUUGUCUCUAUGAAUGUCGGUAAUCAAAUGAGCAAUUUGCACAGUGCGGGUCCUACGAUGAAGGGACUGACUAUAAAAGUCCAGGACUCGGAUGGGAGUGGCCAGGGGGAGAUUCUGAUGCGGGGACGAACUAUUUUCAUGGGUUACCUGGGACUGCGGGAGAAGACCGAAGAGGUCAUCAAGGAGGAUGGUUGGCUGCACUCCGGCGACUUGGGGUACAUCGAUCCCAAAGGAAACCUCGUGAUCUCUGGUCGGCUCAAGGAGCUCAUCAUCACCGCCGGCGGGGAGAACAUUCCCCCGGUGCAGAUCGAGGAUCUAAUAAAGAAGGAGCUGCCCUGCGUGAGCAAUGUCCUGCUAGUCGGCGACCAUCGCAAGUAUCUGACAGUGUUGCUGUCCCUGAAGACGAAAUCCGAUGCCACAACGGGGAUUCCAUUGGAUGCAUUGCGUGAGGAGACCGUCGAGUGGCUCCGCGAUUUGGACAUCCACGAGACCAGUCUUUCUAGUCUUCUAAACAUUCCGUCGGACCUUCGGCUUCCCAACGACGCAGCAGCUGUGUCUGCUGCCCUGGACAUCAUUGCCGAACCCAAGCUCCUUGAAGCCCUCGAAGAGGGUAUAAAGCGAGCAAACAAGAAUGCCAUCUCCAACGCGCAGCGGGUUCAGAAAUUUGCCCUCAUUCCCCACGAAUUCUCCCUGGCCACUGGAGAAUUGGGUCCGACGCUCAAGAUCCGGCGGAGCAUUGUUCACGACAAAUAUGCCAAGGUCAUAGACCUUCUGUACAAGUAA
Drosophila kikkawai is the source of this 2052-nucleotide messenger RNA. Its product is annotated as long-chain-fatty-acid--CoA ligase heimdall-like. Gene Ontology annotation, cellular component: membrane; endoplasmic reticulum. Gene Ontology annotation, molecular function: long-chain fatty acid-CoA ligase activity. The record is from RefSeq and is a predicted model, not a curated record. NCBI's taxonomy places the organism in Eukaryota, Metazoa, Arthropoda, Insecta, Diptera, Drosophilidae.